AUGGCCCCUGUCCGUCUACAGACGCCGCACUUGGAGAUGGUACCCGCGGAACUGCUCUUGCCGCUGCCUCCGUUUACACCACCCAUCUUGGACCCUUUGCAUUCACAUGAAGGCAUUGUGUCGUGCCCAGUCCCAGGCACCCGCUGCCCUACCUGCGCCAAAGAAGGCAAGGAAGUUUGGGUGAUUCCCGGCCGCAACUGCGGAUACUGCAACACACCUUGCUGA
Messenger RNA from [Torrubiella] hemipterigena, 225 nucleotides. Lineage: Eukaryota; Fungi; Ascomycota; Sordariomycetes; Hypocreales; Clavicipitaceae. The record is from the annotation of a GenBank genome assembly.